Messenger RNA from Eriocheir sinensis (Chinese mitten crab), 2606 nucleotides. Its product is annotated as zinc finger protein 418-like. The transcript is spliced from 2 exons. Bases 836 to 2188 code for a protein of 450 amino acids. Gene Ontology annotation, molecular function: RNA polymerase II cis-regulatory region sequence-specific DNA binding; DNA-binding transcription factor activity. Gene Ontology annotation, biological process: regulation of transcription by RNA polymerase II. The record is from RefSeq and is a predicted model, not a curated record. NCBI's taxonomy places the organism in Eukaryota, Metazoa, Arthropoda, Malacostraca, Decapoda, Varunidae.
AGGAAAACAGGAAAAUCUGAAUCUAGGUACACAGAAAAAAUAAAGAAUCAAGAAGGACCUAAGAAGAUGUGCAAAGAGGAGAUUUGAUUGAUUGAUAGUUUAUUGUUGCAGAUAAACAAGAGGAGAAGGGAAAAGAAGAAAACAGGGAAAUAAAAUAAAGAAAUGGGAAAAUAGGUCAAUCGGAAAGGAUAAAAUCGGAAAGUCUGAAUAUAGGGAGACAGAAAAGUGAAACAAUCAAGAAGGAGCCAAGAAGCUAUAAAGGAAGGAGAAGAAGAAGAGGAGGAGGAAGCAAACAUGUCCCCUGUGACAUCAAGAUCAAGGUCGAGGUCCGCCGCGUGCCCUGAAGUGCCCUGGCAGUGUUUCUCGUGGAGGAGGAGGAGCCCCUCGGCGUGCAGGCCCCCAGGCACAUGACUUUGUGUCCCAAUGUCCACCACUGGUGUUAGUGUUGAAGUGAGGCAUCGAGACAGUUGCUGUGGUCAGUACUUGUUCCGUCCCUGCUGCCGCUGACUUCAGGACUCCUUGGUGCAUCCCUCGCCUUGCCUGCUCAAUUGGUCACUGAGUGUGGCUUUGAAGCAACCUCGCCGCCUUCUCCAGCAUCUCUGAGGUUCCUCAAGGCCAGCCAACUCCUCACAUCCAGAGUAGUGUUGCAGUGGAGGCUGCAAGGCGGGACAGCAGCUGGAGUGGCUGGGAUCAGCAGGAGCAGACUGCUACUGGUGUGAGGUUCAGGAGUGAUAAAAAACACCACCAACACAACCACCAACAACAACAACAACUGCUGGCCUCUUCAUCCACAAAGGGGGAAGUUUGAAUUUCAGAAGUGUGAGAAGAUCUGAGAAUGAGAGCAAGUUUACUGACCAAAGCCAAGAGUGUGAGAAAAGACAUGAAGGGAAGGAUGACCUCAACAAAUACACCCACACACUCUGGUGUAAGACCUCAUGAAAGUCGGGAGUGUGGCAAAAGGUUUAGUAAUAGGAGUAACCCCAAACAUCACACCCUUACACACACUGGUGCAAGAAACCAUGAGUGUGAAGUUUGUGGGAAAUGUUUCAGUCAGAGGGGUCACCUCAACACACACACCCUUACACACAUCAGUGCAAGAAAUCAUGAGUGUGAAGUUUGUGGGAAAUGUUUCAGUCAGAAGGGUACCCUCAAGAAACACACCCUUACACACAGUGGUGAAAGAAAUCAUGAGUGUGAAGUUUGUGGGAAAUGUUUCAGUCAGAAGGGUACCCUCAAGAAACACACCCUUACACACAGUGGUGAAAGAAAUCAUGAGUGUGAAGUUUGUGGGAAAUGUUUCAGUCAGAAGGGUACCCUCAAAUUACACACUCUUACACACACUGGUGAAAGAAAUCAUGAGUGUGAAGUUUGUGGAAAAUGUUUCAGUCGGAAGGGUACCCUCAAAUUACACACUCUUACACACACUGGUGAAAGAAAUUAUAGGUGUGAAGUUUGUGGAAAAUGUUUCAGUCACAAGGGUACCCUCAAAUUACACACUCUUACACACACUGGUGAAAGAAAUUAUAGGUGUGAAGUUUGUGGAAAAUGUUUCAGUCGGAAGGGUAUCCUCAAGAAACACACCCUUACACACACUGGUGAAAGAAAGCAUGAGUGUGAAGUUUGUGGUAAAUGUUUCAGUCAGAAGGGUGACCUCAAAUUACACACUCUUACACACACUGGUGAAAGAAAUCAUGAGUGUGAAGUUUGUGGGAAAUGUUUCAGUCGGAAGGAUAACCUCAAAUUACACACUCUUACACACACUGAUGCAAGAAAUCAUCAGUGUGAAGUUUGUGGGAAAUGUUUCAUUAAGAAGAGUAACCUCAAAUUACACACUCUUACACACACUGGUGAAAGAAAUCAUGAGUGUGAAGUUUGUGGGAAAUGUUUCAGUCGGAAGGGUACCCUCAAAUUACACACUCUUACACACACUGGUGAAAGAAAGCAUGAGUGUGAAGUUUGUGGAAAAUGUUUCAGUCAGAAGGGUAACCUCAAAUUACACCUUGUUACACACACUGAUGCAAGAAGUCAUGAGUGUGAAGUUUGUGGGAAAAGGUUCAAACUGAAGAGUAUAUUGGACAUGCACCUCUUCAGACACUCUGGUCAUAAAGGGUUCAAGUGCGAUGUUUGUGGGAAACGUUUCAUGACUAAGGGUGAGAUUGUCAGGCACAUGAAGGUCCACUUCUCCUGAGGUGCUGUGCUGAUUCAGUUCUGCUGUGUGUGUGAGUGCAAGUGUUUGUUGUGGUGGUGUUACAGGGCUGUGUGUAGCACAGAGAACAGAAAAUAUUCAUCUGUUGGAACAAAUGGUGACUGUGACGGCAUGAUCUGUUAUUCACUUUCCACCCCAGGCUUCAUGUGGUUGGUGGGUCCUGUGAAAGGUCUGAUCUUUUUGGUGACUGUGCUGGGCUGGCUGUUGUGGCCUGGGCUUAUUGGUCAAGUGUGUGUGUGUUAAUAGUAAUAAUAUAGUGUAUUUGGUCUUACCAGCCGCUAAGCUAAAAAUGUACACAUUAUAAACACAUUGUAAAGAACAGUAGGUAGGGGUUCAGGGAUCUAACACAUCAGUGGGAGGUUGGAAUGAUAGUGGUGGGAGGGUUGAGUGCAGUGCGGUG